AUGAGUUGUUCUAAAUAUUUUGUUUGUUUUGUGUUUUCACUGCUGAUUUUCAAUUUUUGUGCCAAUGCUGUUGAAGUCUCCCAUGAUGGAAGGGCUAUCACCAUUGAUGGAGAACGUAAGGUUCUUCUAUCUGGUUCGAUUCACUAUCCACGAAGCACACCCCGGAUGUGGCCGGAUUUGAUUAAGAAAGCCAAGGAAGGUGGGAUAGAUGCUAUUGAGACUUACGUUUUCUGGAAUGCUCACGAGCCACUACGUCGUCAAUAUGACUUCACUGGCAAUCUUGAUCUCAUAAGGUUUCUCAAAACUAUUCAAGAUGAAGGACUUUAUGCUGUGCUUCGAAUAGGGCCCUAUGUCUGUGCUGAAUGGAAUUAUGGUGGAUUCCCGGUAUGGCUGCACAAUGUCCCAGACAUUGAGUUCCGAACUGUCAAUACUGCGUUCAUGAAUGAGAUGCAAAAUUUCACAUCCUUAAUAGUGGACAUGGUCAAGCAAGAGAAGCUCUUUGCAUCACAGGGAGGUCCUAUUAUACUUGCUCAGGUUGAGAAUGAAUAUGGCAAUGUGAUUUCAUCCUAUGGACUUGCUGGGAAAGCCUAUCUUGAUUGGUGUUCAAAUAUGGCUCAAUCCAUGGAUAUUGGAAUUCCAUGGAUUAUGUGCCAACAGAAUGAUGCACCACAGCCUAUGAUAAACACAUGCAAUGGCUGGUACUGUGAUCAGUUCACACCUAACAGCCCCAAUAGCCCUAAGAUGUGGACAGAAAACUGGACUGGAUGGUUCAAGAGUUGGGGUGGUAAAGAUCCACAUAGAACGGCUGAGGAUGUUGCUUUUGCUGUUGCGCGAUUUUUCCAGCUAGGAGGCACUUUCCAGAACUACUACAUGUAUCAUGGUGGGACUAAUUUUGGUAGAACUGCUGGCGGUCCAUACAUUACUACAUCUUAUGACUAUGAUGCACCUCUUGAUGAAUUCGGCAAUUUGAAUCAACCAAAAUGGGGACACUUGAAGGAACUCCAUAAUGUGUUGAAGUCGAUGGAGAAGACUCUGACAUAUGGAGAUGUUACUAACAUUGAUUUUGGAAACUCUGUUUCAGCAACAGUUUAUGUCCUUAAUGAAACAGCAAGCUGCUUUUUUGGCAAUGCCAACACCACCUCUGAUGCUACAGUGAACUACCUUGGUGGUGAAUAUAAUGUUCCUGCUUGGUCUGUCAGUAUCCUUCCUGAUUGUAAGAAUGAAGUUUAUAAUACGGCAAAGGUAAAUACUCAAACUUCUGUGAUGGUAAAGAAGCCAAAUGAAGCAGAAAAUGAGCCAAUUGCUUUGAAGUGGGUGUGGAGGCCUGAGAACAUUGAUGAUACUGUCCUUCAAGGCAAGGGCCUUGUGUCUGCAAGUCACCUUGUAGAUCAAAAGGUUGCCAAUGAUGUUACUGAUUAUUUAUGGUACAUGACUAGUCUUAACCUGGAUAAGAAUGAUCCAAUCUGGAGUGAUGAUAUGAGCCUUAGAGUGAACGGCACUGGACACAUCUUGCACGCCUAUGUCAAUGGAGAAUAUCUUGGUUCCCAAUGGGCUACCUAUGGAAUAUUCAAUUAUGUAUUUGAAAAGAAGAUUAAAUUGAACCCUGGAAGAAAUCAGAUCACUCUGCUCAGUGCCACCAUUGGUUUGCAGAACUAUGGUCCAAAAUUUGAUGUAAUACAAACUGGAAUACCUGGUCCGGUUGAGAUAAUCGGAAGGAAAGGUGAUGAGAGCAUCAUAAAGGACUUGUCAGCACACAAUUGGUCAUACAAGGUUGGAUUGAAUGGGGAAGAUGAUAAAUUGUAUAGCACGGACUCGCACUAUGCUUCUAUAUGGCAAGCAGCAGACCUUCCCACAGAGAGGAGGAUGACUUGGUACAAGACAACAUUCAAAGCUCCUUUGGGCAAGGAACCAGUAGUUUUGGACUUGCAAGGUCUUGGCAAAGGCCAUGCUUGGGUUAAUGGCCACAGCAUUGGUCGAUACUGGCCAAGUUACUUGGCAGAAGAGGAUGGUUGCUCCACCGAGGCCUGUGAUUAUCGUGGUUCCUAUAAUAAUAACAAAUGUGUCUCAAAUUGUGGCCAACCUACACAGAGAUGGUACCAUGUUCCACGUUCGUUUAUGGUUGAUGGUGUGAACGAGUUGGUUCUUUUCGAAGAAUUUGGAGGCAAUCCGUCGCUAGUAAACUUUCAGACUGUUAGUGUUGGAACAGCAUGUGGCAAUGCCUAUGAAAAUAAGGAAAUAGAACUAUCAUGUGAAGGUCGUCCAAUUUCUGCUAUCCGAUUUGCUAGCUUCGGUGACCCUCAAGGCAGGUGUGGAUCCUUUGAGAAAGGUAGCUGUGAAGGGAACAAUGAUGCAUUGGCCAUCCUCCAAAAUGCAUGUGUUGGUAAAGAGACAUGUUCAGUUACAGCUUCUGAAGAUGUUUUUGGAUCAACGAACUGUGGAGACAUUACCAAGAGGCUUGUGGUAGAGGCUGUCUGCUAG
This is a messenger RNA of Ilex paraguariensis (yerba mate), 2478 nucleotides long. Lineage: Eukaryota; Viridiplantae; Streptophyta; Magnoliopsida; Aquifoliales; Aquifoliaceae. The record is from the annotation of a GenBank genome assembly.